Molecule: messenger RNA, 426 nt
Organism: Macadamia integrifolia
Lineage: Eukaryota; Viridiplantae; Streptophyta; Magnoliopsida; Proteales; Proteaceae
Exons: 3
Coding region: 65-385 (106 amino acids)
Molecular function (GO): receptor serine/threonine kinase binding
Source: RefSeq, a predicted model, not a curated record
ACUAUCAUUGUCAUACACACACUCUCAGUUACCCUCACUAUCACUUCUCUUUCUCUGCUUUCUAAUGGCGAUUCGGAGCAUGACAGUGUUGUAUAUGGUGCUACUGCUGGUGGCUUUAGCUUCCGUCAUGGGAAUAUCUUCGAAAUGCGGUAAUGGGAGUCCAUGCAUGGUGGCGGUGGCAGCUGCUCCAGCAAAUAAUCAAAUCCGAAAGCUUCUUCUGAAUGGAGAGGAAGAGGAUGAGGAGCUGUUCAAGGGUGGUGGUUUUGGAACGUUGGAUUCUCGCCAUGGGAAGGAUGUGGUGAGCUGGGAUUUGAGGAAGGCUCCAUCAGGUCCUGACCCUUUGCACCAUAAUGGCGGUAGCCCUAAGAAGCCCAGAACUCCCUAAAUCUCCCCUCAACUCUCUCUCUCUCUUUCUCUCUUUCUCUC